Molecule: messenger RNA, 1780 nt
Organism: Phragmites australis (common reed)
Lineage: Eukaryota; Viridiplantae; Streptophyta; Magnoliopsida; Poales; Poaceae
Product: exocyst complex component EXO70B2-like
Exons: 2
Coding region: 183-1664 (493 amino acids)
Biological process (GO): exocytosis
Cellular component (GO): exocyst
Molecular function (GO): phosphatidylinositol-4,5-bisphosphate binding
Source: RefSeq, a predicted model, not a curated record
AAACAGAGGAAGUACACGACUCGCGCUGAGCUCGCGCGCCAGUCAAUGGUACUGCAACGCUCGCGCGUAGAAAAAGGAGCUGCAGCGAAGGCUAAGCCACCACGACGGCGCCUCGGCAGUUUCGCCUCUUCUUCCGCCCCGGCCCGCCUGAUCUUGUUCCCGCGCCGACGAGCGCUGUCGCCAUGCUGCAUGCGCGCGUCAACAUCGCGGAUGUCCGGUUCGGCAACGACGGCGGCUACGACAGCAGCAGCAGCGGUGGCAGCAGCCCGGCCUCCUCCCACUCCGGCCCCUCGGAGAGCGAUGGCUCCAGCAGCACCGCCGACGAGUUCUGCUCCGACCUGCGUGAGUUCCGGCGCCAUGGCUCUAACUCUUCUUCCUCCUCCUCCUCGGUCAGCGACAGUCUCCGCCCGGUCUCGGACUCGUUCGCGUGCGUCCUUGACGACAUCGACAAGCACCAGAAGCGCAUGCUCCUCCUCCUCCCAGCCUUCUCCUCUUCUGCCGGCGCCGGUGCGCGCGCUGACGCGUUGUCUCGCUGGCUUGUCGGGUUUGACGUCGGCUGGGUGCUGGACAUGGACGCGUCUGGAUGGGCCGGAGAGAGUCUCCCGCGGCGGGAAGUUGGGAGGAGGGUCAGGGCUUGGGCGCAGGCACUGAGCACCAUGGAGCGCGUCUUCCGCCUCCGGCACCGGGAGCUCACGGCCGCGCAGGUGACGGCUUUGGGGGAGCUCGCGGCCGCGACAGCCAGCGCGAUGCUGAAACUGGCCAGCACCGUGGCUGCGCUGGGGAGCUCACCGUCGAAGCUGCUCGCGGUGCUCGACAUGUACGUCCCGGUCUCGGAGGCAUUCCCCGUCCUCGGGAGGCUGUUCUCAUGGGGCCCCUCCCACGCCGUCUCGGUUGCCACCGAGGCCACGCUCACCGACCUGGUGGACGCGGCCCGGCGCUGCGGGUACGACCUAAGGGCGUUCAUACGCUCGCACUACCCGUGGCGUAUGCCGCAGGGCGGCGAGGUGCACCCGUGCGUCGGGUUCUGGAUGGGCUACUUCCGCUGCAUGCUUCGCAACCGCAUCUCUCUCUGCUUCGUCCUCGGCAGCGAAGACGACGCCGGCGACCCCGACGCGUCGCCGCUGUCGCCAGGGGCCGAGGGCGGGCUCAGCCUGGUGACGGAGCUGAUCUUGUGCCUGGAAGACGUUCUCGAGGAGAAGUCCGCCGCGCUCGCGUUCCCGGGGCUGCGACAGGUGUUCAUGCUCAACAACACGUUCGCCAUCGUGCGCCGCGCCAUGCGCUCCGACCUCAAGCUCUUCCUGCCGCCGGAGUGGGUCCGCGUCCGCGAGGAGCGCAUGAAGGGCUACAUGAUGGGCUACGUGGACGCGUCCUGGGCACCCGUAGUGUCGCGCUUGGACGGUGGCGGCACGAAGCCAUCCGCCGUUCUCCGGCGCCGGAUCAACCGUUUGAGCACGUUCUACUCAGCGCUGGAGAACGCCUGCGUCGCGCAGAGACGCUGGAAGGUGCCCAACCCGGUGCUCCGGGGCGUCCUCCGGAAGAUCGUGUCGGAGAACGUCGUUCCGGCCUAUCGCCGGUAUCUGGAGGACCAUCCAGAAGUUGAAGUGGCCGCUGGGCGCACCGCGGAGGAGCUGGAGCAGCAGUUGUCGGAAUUGUUUGAAGGAUAGAAGACGGAAUUUCAUUGGAGUUGCGUCGUUCGGUAGCUCGCUGUGUCAUCUUGGCCCUUUUGAAAAUCCUUUUAUACAUAUAGAUCUAUAAAAAAAUAAUACUUAAAAAUAGGCGG